AUGAGUAUUAUAAAAUCAAGAUUAUUUACAGCACAAGUAUAUCAUUCAAGAUUACACCCAGUCAAGCAUACGUUUCAAUAUGAUGUCUAUUACUUUGUAUUGGAUCUAGAUGAAUUACAAUCUGGCAAGUUGAAUUCAUCGUUGUUUGGGUAUAACCUCUAUAGACCUGUAUCAGUAUUUGAUAAAGACUAUAUGGGUGGAAUGAAUGAAACUAAUAGUAAAACAACAACAACAACAACAAACAUUAAAUCAAGAGUAUUAAAAGCAUAUAGAAAUCAUUUAGAAAGAGAACAACAACAACAACAAGAUAAUAAUAAUAAUAUAAUCAAUGUUGAUGAAAAGAUAGAAUCAAUUAAAAGAAUUGAAAUGGUUACAAUGCCAAGAUAUAUGAAUGUAUCAUUCAACCCUGUCAACUUUUACUAUUGUUAUGAUGACCUUGAAACGGUCGUACAAAUAGUAGUUGAAAUCAACAAUACAUUUGGUGAAACUCAUCUUUAUUUUCCUCAACCUUCAAUCUUUCAUCAACAAAAUCAACUCUCCUCUUCAACUUCAUCUUCUACUUCAUCUACUUCAGAAAAACAAUUAAAAUAUGUAUUUAAAAAUGCUGUAGAUGGUAACCCUUAUUUAAAGUAUUAUAGUCAACAAAAGGACUUUCACGUCAGUCCUUUUAAUUCGUUGGAUGGUGCCUAUGACUUUUGUUUCUCUGAUAUUCAACAGUGCUUUGAUAUUCGAAUCAACCUAUUAUCAAAUUUAAAAUCAACUAAUCUAAUAGUCAAUAAUAAUCAACCUCAACCUCAACCUUUAUCCAACAACCCUGACAACAAAGAAAAAGAACAAGUAGAUUAUGUUAUGAUGACAAGACUGUGGUCAUCAAAGAAACCAUUUAUUGGUAUGCCAUUGACAAUGUUUAAUAUAUCCAAAGUGAUUGUUGGAUACCCCAUCACUGCAUUCUUGACCAUUCCAAGAAUCAUGUAUCAAGCUGGUAAACUCCACUGGCAACGUGGUCUUAAAGUGUACGCCAAACCUAAUCCACCAGCUAUCAACACCACCAUCAUUAUCCCACCAUCUUCAUUUCAACUAUCGUGUCGUAAAUUCACAUUGGAUUUCCUUCAAUCCUUUAACAAGGGUCAUUUUAAUAUUACCCUACCAGAUAAACAAUUAAUAGCUAUCAACAAUAAUAAUGAUACUGACAACACUGACACGAUUUCAAAUGAAAAUGAUCCAACACCAAUUAAUUUAUUAUCAGAUAUCAACAAAUCAAUUGAAAUCAUUGUACACAAUGAUGAAUUCUUUAGUAAGAUUUAUCUAUACCAUUACAAUAAUGUCCAAGGUGAUAGAUAUAGUAGUGGAAUAAGUGCAAAGGCAUUGGGACUUGCUUAUGUGGCCGGUGAUUUCACAUGUUCAGAUUUAUCUGCUUUUAUUUCACUUGUAUGUGAUCUAACUACAAGUUUAAAUCAAUCACCUGUAUCUGGUAACAAUUGUGAUAACAAAUGGGGUUGGUUAUCAUCACUCCUUUCAACUGCCUAUAAUAAUAAUAAUAUAUUAAAAUAUUUCCUUGCUCCUUCAACUCCUUAUCAUUGUGGUUUAUUAAAAGAAGAAACAAUUCAAGAAUUAAAUGUUGAUACUUUAUUGGAUGAUUAUCAUUUUAAUCAUUAUGAUUUAAUUUUAAAGAAAUUAUUUUCAAAUUUACAAGAUAUGACCAGCGGUGUUCAAAAGAGAGUGUUGGUAAUUGAAGAUCAUUCAUUGGAAUUGACAGAUUUCAUAAAGAAAGGAAUUGAAAAAGAAAAGAAGAAUAUUCAAGUUGUUACAUUAACAAUCAAUAAUAAUAAUCAAUCAAGUAAAGAAGAAGAUGGAGGGGACGAGGAAGAAGAUGUAUUUAAUAAUUUAAAUAAUUUAAUUCAACAAGAAGAAGAAAAUGGUAGAAAUGAACAUGAUAAUGAUCAAAAUAAUUUAUUUGAUGCAAUCAUUGCAAUUGAAUCAAAUAGAGUAUUGGAUUCAGGUUUAUUUACGGAUGGAGGUGAUAUUUAUAAACUACUUGCAAAUGAUGGUAUUGUUAUAUUACAAUCUGUAUCGGGUCCAUACCACCCCUACAAGGCUAGUGAUUUGAAACCAGGUCGUUUUGAAUCACUUGGGUAUAGUCAAAGAUUUGCUAGAAAGAGAUUGGACUUUGAGUCAAAGUACUGGUCUCUCAUAGCAAACUUUCAAAAUGACCCAUUUAAAUUGGAACAGAGAUAUGUUUAUUUAAUGAACCUAUUGGCAAAGGGGUAUAUUAAUGGUCAUAUCUACGAUAGUCAUCAUCAAGCUAUCAGUUCACCAUCAUCCUCACCAUCAUGUAAUAUUAUCAGCGAGUUGGUUCAACUCGUCUCAGAGAAUGAUUCAACUUUGGAGCUUGUUGAAAUGGAUAAUAUCGGUGACAAUUAUCCAGUUGUCAUAGAGACAUGGCUCAAGAGAUUAACAGAACAACAUGACCAACUUGUCAAAGACUAUCAAGCAUUUGCAAUGUCACAAGGUUGUGACCUAAAGUUAAACGAAUCUGAUAUUGGUGAAGUCUACAAUUCACUCUAUUUCCAUCUUUCCUAUCUUAUCAGUUGUUUUAAAUCAGUUUGGUCUGUAACUCAGGCACCGCGCAAAAGACACAUCGUAGCCUUAAGAUGUGAUCAUGUUAGUUUGAUUUCAGCAGAAUCAUCACGAUUGUUUAAAGUUGCGAGUGUCUCUACAACCAAACCAUAUCAUUUUGUACAAUCUGGAAAAUCACCUUUAAAUGAAAUUAUAUCAUUUAAAAUACUACUUAAACAAAAUAAUUUAGAAAAAUUAGAAUCAAUAUUUUGGAAAGUAUCAGAUCCUGAUGAUUUAGAAUAUUAUAGAAAAUAUUUAAAUGAACAAGAGAUUGAUGAAUUGGUAGCUACAUCUGAUGAAUUGGUUGAUGAGGUUGUCAAAUAUUUGGUUGGAUUUGGAAAUGUUAAAAAGUCAGAGUUUAGUGUACACGCUGAUUACAUUCAAUUACAAGUACCUAUUCACAAGGCUGAAAAGAUAUUCCACACCGAGUUUUAUAGAUAUGUAUCGUUGAUGAGUGGAAAAUCUAGAUCUAGAAUACAAGGCACUGCACAAUUACCAAUUCAUCUUUAUGAUGCUAUUGACUUUGUAGUUGGUAUUAGUGACUUUAUCGAAGAUACCAAUAUGUCAACUGCAAUCAAUAGACUACACACUCGGUUGGACAAGGUGGUCAAGAAUACUAGAAAGAAUUCAUUGAAAACCAAAUCACUGGUUCAAUCAGUCGUCCCACCAACCGUAGCAGUCGUCAAAGGAGCUGCAGAGCCAACAAUCGCCACUCCACAAUUAAUCAAACAAUUUUACAAUGUUCCAUUGGACAGAGUGGCAAAUAACUCACAAAACACUCAGGCAAUUGCUGCAUUUGAAGAGUUUUACUCAGAGGGUGCAUUAUUGGCGUUUGCAGAAUACUUUAAUCUUAGUACCGACUAUAUCCGUGUCAAGCCAUUGUCAGACAGCUGUUUUGGCGAUGGGUGUGGUCAGAGUGAAGCCAACUUGGAUGUACAAUACAUUACGGCGAUUGGUACCAACGUGCCUACCUAUUUCUUGGGUGUGGGUGCUGGUCAGUGGGUACUCGACUGGGCCAUUGCUAUUGGCCAAGCCAACCCACUCCCACUCGUGUCGUCCAUCUCGUACGACUAUAAUGAACUGGAACAGUGUCUAGUGACAGACGCAUGCUCGACUCUUGGCUACGACAAUGUCCAAUACAUUAACCGAACAAAUGUCGAGUUUAUGAAGCUUGGACUUCGUGGUAUGUCCAUUUUGGUGGCAUCGGGUGAUGAUGGUAGUCAGGGUAUUUAUGGUAUCCAAGGUAACUGUCCAAUCGAUCCAUUAUACUAUUGUCCAUUGGGUGGCUGCACCAAGCUAGGUACAUGGUGUCCUUCAAUCACCAUUGCACCUGAAAACACAUCCUCUUCAAUCGGUCAAUGUUUCUUCCCACAAGGUACCUAUUCGUCAGCAUGCCAAGAAAUCAUUGCAACACAAGAGGGUGUGGAUGCCAUCAACACAUACUUGACCAAUACUAUUAGUACUGCAUGUCAGGCUGUUUUGGAACAAGACAGUUAUGGAUACUACCAUCUCAGCACCCGAUGCCCAUGUUCAGCAUUCCUCCCCGUUUCCAACUUUGGGUAUGUCGUUUCAGGAUACCAAUACUCACCUUCCAACGGUGCACUAUUCUCUCCAUACUAUCCCGCAUCAUCACCCUACAUUACAUCGGUUGGUGGUACCAUUAUCCUAGACCCACGAGUCAACCGAGAGGUUGUCCAAUCAGUUGCAAGAAAUUCCAUUAUCACGAGUGGAGGUGGAUUCUCCAACUACCAAGCACAACCAUCCUACCAAGCCAAAGCAGUCAAGAAAUACCUCACCAAGAAUUGUCCAUUCAAAAGUCUUCCACCCAAAUACUCUUACAAUGCAUCCAAUCGUGCGUACCCAGACAUUACACUGACCGGUAACAACUAUGUCGUCGCGUAUUCAGAGUCUGGCAAUGACACAUGUCCAUGUGGAUUUGGGUAUGUCGAUGGUACUUCAGCAUCUGCUCCCACACUGUCUGGCAUGAUAUCAUUGGUCAACGACCGUCUUCUCAAUGCCGGCAAAAAACAACUUGGGUUCCUCAACCCACUCUUGUACAAGGCUGCUGAUACCACCACCUGUAAAUUUAAAGUAUUCAACGAUGUUACAUCUGGAACCACUAAAUGUAAUAGAGCCUAUUGUUGUAAAUAUGGCUACUCUGCUACCAAAGGCUAUGAUUUGGCUUCUGGUCUUGGUUCAAUUAAUUAUAUUGAAUUUGAAAAUUAUGUAUUAUCUCUAUAA
Molecule: messenger RNA, 4857 nt
Organism: Cavenderia fasciculata
Lineage: Eukaryota; Evosea; Eumycetozoa; Acytosteliales; Cavenderiaceae
Exons: 5
Coding region: 1-4857 (1618 amino acids)
Biological process (GO): proteolysis
Molecular function (GO): tripeptidyl-peptidase activity; serine-type endopeptidase activity
Source: RefSeq, a predicted model, not a curated record